AUGGAGUGGACAAAUGGACAGAGGAGGAAGGAAGGAGGGAGACAAUGGACAGGGAGGGUGGAGGACAGGAGGAGUGGACGAGUGGACAAUGGAGGAGGAGUGGAUGGAAUGGAGGAGGAAGUGGAGGAAUGGACGGGAAUGGACAGGAGGAUGGAGGUGGAAUGGACACUGAGAAUGGAGGAAUGGAGGAAUGGAGUGGAGGAACAAUGGAGGAAGGAUGGAAUGGUGGAGGGACACGGACAGGAAGGGAUGGAGGACAAUGGACAGGAAUGGAAGAAGUGGAUGGAGGGAGGACAAUGGAAGGAGGAGGUGGAAGGAGGACACGGAGAGUGGAGGAGGAAUGGAGGUGGAAGGGUGGAGGGACACGGACAGGAGGAAGGAGGAAUGGAAGGAAGGUGGAAUGGACGGGGAAUGGUGGAGUGGAGGAAUGGAGGAAGGAAUGGAUGGAGGAUGGACAGGAGGGGACAGGAACAGAAUGGAGGUGGAGGAAUGUGGAGGGAUGGAAGGGACAGGAAUGGAGAGGAGGAAGGAGGAGAGGAAUGGAGGAAUGGACAAUGGAGGGAGGAUGGAGGAAUGGAGGAAUGGAGGAUGUGGAAAGGAAUGGAGGGGAGUAGAAUGGAUGGAAUGGAGGAAUGGAGGAAUGGAGGACGGAGGAUGGAAUGGAAGGGUGGAGGAAUGGAGGAUGGAAUGGAGGAAGGAAUGGAGAGGGAGGACAAUGGAGGAGGAACGGGAGGACAAUGGAAUGGUGGACAAUGGAAAGGGAGGAGGGAGGGAGGAAUGGACAGGAAUGGUGGAGGAAUGGAAGGAGGGACAGGAUGGAGGGGUCAGGAAUGGAGGGAAUGGAUAAAUGGACAAGGGACGGAUGGAGGGGAUGGAAUGGAGGUGGAACAGUGGAGGGGAGGACAGGAAUGGAGGGACAAUGGAAUGGAUGGAGGGAGGGAGACACGUGGACAGGAUGGAAUGGAGUGGACGGGGAGACACGGACAGAAGGUGUGUCAAGUGACAGGGAGGGAGACACGGACAGGAGGUAGUGGUAAUCAGAGUGAGGAGGGAGGGAGACACGGACAGGGGGGUGGUAGUGUGUCAGAGGAGAGGGAGGGAGACACGAGACAGGAGGUGGUGUGGUCAAGUGGAGAGGAGGGGACACGGACAGGGGGUAGUGUGUCAAGUGAGAGGGAGGGAGACACGGACAGGGUAUAA
Haliotis rubra (blacklip abalone) is the source of this 1200-nucleotide messenger RNA. RefSeq lists its product as uncharacterized. NCBI's taxonomy places the organism in Eukaryota, Metazoa, Mollusca, Gastropoda, Lepetellida, Haliotidae. The coding region runs from base 1 to 1200 and encodes 399 amino acids. The transcript has 2 exons. The record is from RefSeq and is a predicted model, not a curated record.